AUGGCCGGUCCAGGUGGUGGCCCCCCGCGCAAGAGCCACACCAAGUCGCGCAACGGGUGCAGGACAUGCAAGAGGAGGCACAUUCGAUGCGAUGAAAGCUUUCCGCAGUGCGGCAACUGCACCAGACACAACUGUCGCUGCGACUACCAGGACAUGCCCGCCGCACAAACCAGUCCCCCCGAUACACGCCGCGGUCCGGACCUGCUGUUGUCCCCCGACAUCGAGAUGGAGAUCGAGAACUGGCACCACACCGGCGUGCCCCCAUACCCGGAACUUCUCCAGUGCCCGCGUACCGGUUGGUCGGGCUUGUCGCGUGCCGACUUGCGCUUGAUUCACCACAUCAUUGGGCUCUCUAUUGACCUCCAUCGGCGGGGUUUGAGUGGCACCACGGUGUGGGCGCAGAAGAUGCCCAACUUCCUUGCUAUUGCGCUGUCCAACGAUUUUGUGAUGAGUGCCAUCUUGGGUCUCUCGGCGUUUCAUCUGGCCUUCCUCACGCGAGAUAAGGAGACUGAGCAGUUGGCAUAUCAUCACAAAGUCACAGCGCUGGGCGGCCUGCAGACUGCGCUUGGGUCCUUUUCCAAGGAAAACUGUAACGCCAUUCUUGCCGCGUCUAUCUUACUCUCUUGGCAGGCGACAGAACAACAAAGUUGGACGUCUCUGCAACAAGGGAUCUCGAGCGUUCUCGAGUCCAUGCAUCCAUUCUGGCAGCAGGAGUCUGAGCUCGCGCAACUCGUCGAGAGCCAACGUUCCCUAAGCAUGAUGGAUCUCGCCAUGGGCGCUGGAUAUCAGGCGCUGGACGAGGACAUGCUGCACUUGGACCAGACGAUCCAGGCGCUCCAACUAGCCCACAAGCGCGUGUCCCACAACCAAGAGCACACACAACGCCUGGGGGAACUUCUUGAGUUUCUCCAACAGUUCAGCGAGGACUUCCCCUCGCAAACAGCAGAGCAGUCCUUCGAGCGCAUCCAGAUCCUGCGCCGCUGGUUGUUCUGGCUGCCAGCGUCCAUGCUGCGCGGCGGCGAAGGAGACCUCCCGGCCCUGGCAAUCCUGGCCCAGUUCUUUGCCGUCGGCGUGGCCCUCGACUCUUUCUACCCGGACAUGGGCGGCGCAUAUCUCGGCGCGUUAUCUAUCGGACCCAUCGAACAGACGCACCGGAUCCUGGCCGCGCACAGCGCAGCCGACCCCUUCAACGCCGAGCUGCGACUCGCCCUCGCCCUCAUGGACCUGCCCCAGCGCAUCGUCGCCCGCUACCGCAGUCGUCUGCCCUGGUCGCCGCGGCCCUCGAUCGAGCACUACUCGCCGGGUCCGCCGAGUCCCUACCACACCCUCUCCGAAUACCCAUUCGCGUCAUCGUCCUCUCCCGCAUCUGCAUCCCCCUCCUACGCUGCCUAUACGCCACCGCUGCACUCCCCGCCCGCUGUGACCGUUGCCGGGUCCCCGUUCCACAUCCCGGAUGGCUAUGUCGCCGCUGCCCCCUCGCACUCGCUUUACCCUUCCUCCCCACAGCUCCUCGAUACCCAUGACCCGCACUUGGGUCUAUCUGAUUUGAGUCCUGUUAGCUCCAUCUCGCCCUCGUCUGCUUUUACGCCGCCUUAUGGCGGAGAUGUUAUGUGUGGUGACUUGACGCGUGCCGAUGGUACUCUGGGGCUUAAUAUGGACGUCUACCCGCACACGCAGACAUUCGAUGUGCCUGAGUUGGUUGCUCCAGAACCGGACUGGUAA
Molecule: messenger RNA, 1722 nt
Organism: Penicillium alfredii
Lineage: Eukaryota; Fungi; Ascomycota; Eurotiomycetes; Eurotiales; Aspergillaceae
Product: putative C6 transcription factor RosA-like
Exons: 4
Coding region: 1-1722 (573 amino acids)
Biological process (GO): regulation of transcription by RNA polymerase II
Molecular function (GO): DNA-binding transcription factor activity, RNA polymerase II-specific; zinc ion binding
Source: RefSeq, a predicted model, not a curated record